AUGCCUCCUAAGGGGAAGUCCAAGGCUCUGUCGGAUGCUUCAUCGCUGGAGGUCCCGCCUACUGUGGAUGCUCCGUCCUCGUCUCCUGUUUCUGCUCCUGCUCCUGCUCCAUCUGACUCUGCACGCAAGGGCAAGGGCAAGGUGGAAGACUCUGGCAAUGUGACUCAUGCUGAAGCAACGGCGAGCGGUUCUGGUGUUUCUCUGGAGGAGAAGCUGCGCUCACUCUGCAAGUCUGCUCCUGACAGUGGUUUUCUUGAAGACGACUCCGACGAAGAGCUUGAAGUCGAGGUCAAGACUGAGGCCUUCAACCACGUCUGCUUCACGGCGAUUCUUCUGCUGCCUGUGGAUCUGUCCUUGGAGGUGGCUUCUGUCAUUACCACGGUGCGGACCCUGAUGAGGCGCGUGUGGGCUUCCACGCUCUCCGACGGGGCUGCUGAAUCGGCGAAGUUUCAGGAGCUCCUUCCGGCGUAUGUGGCGAAAACCCGCUACAGUCGGCUGCAGGUCUCUCUCCUGCGUGAAGAUGAUAUCGUGAGAAUCAGAUCGAAGGAGGUUGACUACGCGCGGCCUAACGGCGCGGUGUUCAGGCUCUACUGGCAGCACACGGACAACCCUGCUUUUGUCAGGGAGCGCGCAACGAAUGCUCAAGCGAUUGAAGUGAUGAUUCGCGACGUACCAGCAACGAAGACGCCAGAGAUGCUGCGCGAGCUGAUGGUGCUUUACCAGCUGCGGAACCGGAAGCAGUCGGCGUUUAAGGAUGGCGUCUGCUUCCACCGCGUGCUGCAUCCUGUUACUGGUGCUGACACCGACGUCAUCAAGGGUCUCGUGAUCCCGCAUCCUGGAGACCGAUACCGCUGGCGCCAUGUUUUCCAGGACCCGUUGGAGAUCGGCCGUCGCUUCUUGUUGUACCAUGCAACCGCAUCCCUUCCGGCCUCGCCUCUGAUUACUCCUAUCCUGUUGGACCCGGCGAUCGUGCUUAUUUCCACUGGAGGGAACCGGGAGGAGUGGAUCUGCACGCAAGUGGGCUGCGGGAAGGCCAAGGGAAAGAGUUUUAUGUCGGCGGCAGACCACAUCACGUCGGCCAACCACCUCAUUCACCUGGAGCAGCUCGGUUCUGCCACCCGUGCCUCACUCGAGAAGGCGAGCCUCACGGUUACGAAGAAGGACUAUGGGAUCUGA
This is a messenger RNA of Closterium sp. Naga37s-1, 1176 nucleotides long. NCBI's taxonomy places the organism in Eukaryota, Viridiplantae, Streptophyta, Zygnematophyceae, Desmidiales, Closteriaceae. The record is from the annotation of a GenBank genome assembly.